This is a messenger RNA of Linum tenue, 3279 nucleotides long. The record is from the annotation of a GenBank genome assembly. Lineage: Eukaryota; Viridiplantae; Streptophyta; Magnoliopsida; Malpighiales; Linaceae.
AACUGAGACAGGCGCAUCAAAAUCAAAAACAAAAAAGCUUUCCACCCGUGAUCCCACCAACUGCUUCCAUUCCCAAAUGUUCCACUCUCGUGAGCACCGUCCUCUCCACUAACCCUACACCCACCACUACUGCCAAUUGAAUUCCCUCCAUCUUCCCCUGUCGCUGCAAAAUUCCAAAACCCCCUUCCUUUCCCCUUACCCUGCUAUAAAUUUGAAAUGCCGAUCCAUUCCCUAUUCAGAAAACCCCCCAAAUCCCUGCUCACCAGCUCCUCUUUCCUUCUCAUUUCCAUGGCUUCUCUCAUUACCCUGCUCCUCGUCUCUUUCCUUCUCUUCCUCUCCUUCCCUUCUUCCUCCUCCUCUGUUUCCCAGCCCCGACCCCUUCGAAUUUUCCGAUCGCCGAAACCCAGAUCCAAAAAAGCCCCGAUUCGCUCCUCGUCGGCGGGACCGAUCCCGGCUCAGAUCGCUCAAGCCUGCAAUGCUACCAGGUUUCCCGACGUCUGCCAGUCUUCUCUGUCCAACCCUGCCGCGGCUCUCCCAAAAUCCCCAACUCCGAUUGACCUGAUUCAGUCAGCGAUUUCACUCUCCUAUGCGAAUCUCUCGGUCGCGCAGUCGAUGGUGAAAUCGAUUCUGAGCUCUUCUUCCAACAUCAACCGUACCACCGCCGCGAAAAACUGCGUCGAGGUUCUCGCCAACUCGCAGCACCGCAUUCAGUCAGCCGCGGCCGGAGAAGCCCUCCGCGGCGGCGGGAGCGGAGGAGGAGGAAUUAAGGACGCGCGGGCGUGGAUGAGCGCUGCGCUGCUUUACCAGUACGACUGCCGGAACGCUCUCAUGUACGCAAACGACACGUCGUUGACGGCCCAAACGAUGUCGUUCCUCGACUCUCUAAUGAUGCUCUCCAGCAACGCUCUGAGUAUGCUUGUGGCCUAUGACGUUCACGGCAACGAGACCGGGUCGUGGGGCCCGCCCAAGACGGAGCGGGACGGGUUCUGGGAGAAGUCGGGCAGGGGAACAGGGCUGGGUUCAGGCGGUUUUCCGUCGGGGUUGAAGCCCGACGCGACGGUUUGCAAGAGCGGCGGAUGUGAUUUCGAGACGGUGCAGGCGGCGGUGGAUUCCGCGCCGUCCAAUCUGCCGACCGGCGGACGGAAGUUUGUUAUCGGGAUAAGGGAAGGGGUUUACGAGGAGAUCGUUAGGGUUCCCUUGGAGAAAAGGAAUUUGGUGUUCCUGGGAGACGGGAUGGGUCGAACCGUUAUCACCGGGUCGUUGGCCGUCGGCCAACCCGGGCUUUCCACGUACAACACGGCCACUGUCGCGGUUCUUGGCGAUGGAUUCAUGGCGAGCGGGCUGACGAUCCAGAACACGGCCGGAGCUCCGACCCACCAAGCAGUGGCGCUGAGAGUCGACAGCGAUCUGUCACUGAUCGAGAACUGCGAGCUCCUCGGCAACCAAGACACUCUCUACGCGCAUUCCCUCCGCCAGUACUACAAUUCUUGCCGGAUUCAAGGCAGUGUGGACUUCAUCUUCGGCAACUCUGCCGCGAUCUUCGACGACUGCACCAUCCUGGUGGCUCCGAGGCUGGUGAAGCCGGAAAAAGGUGAGAACAAUGCGGUGACUGCACAGGGCAGGACGGAUCCCGCGCAAUCUACUGGGUUCGUGUUCCAUGAUUGCCUGAUUAAUGGCACGGAGGAGUAUAUGAAGAUGUACCGUAGCAAUCCUAAGGUGCACAAGAACUAUCUGGGGAGGCCCUGGAAGGAGUUUUCCAGGACCGUGUUCAUACGAUGCAACAUGGAAGCACUUGUGACAGGGCAGGGGUGGAUGCCAUGGACAGGGGAUUUCGCGCUGGCAACUCUGUACUAUGGCGAGUUUGAGAGCUCCGGGGAUGGGGCGAAUCCGUCUGAGAGAGUCAAGUGGAGCAGUCAGGUGCCGACGGAGCAUGUAGGAGCCUACUCUGUUCAGAACUUCAUUCAAGGAAAUGAAUGGAUUCCCAACACGUCCUCUUGAUCGAUUCCUGUGUAUUCUUCUUCUUUGCAAUGGCAGUUAAUUAGGUUGAGCAGUGAAGUUGUAGAUGUAGAUGCCAGCAUGUAGUGCAGGUUUUCCAAAUGUAGAACCAGUACGGUUGUAUAUAUGUAAUCCAUAAUCAGAAUUUGCCGCAAGCAAAGUGAAAGAGGCCAUUAACAUAAGAGCAAUUAUUACUACCGUGACAAGCACAUUUCAACCCAUAUAUAUUUUUAUCUUCUUAGUCUGCAACUUAUUCGUACAUUACACAUAUAUGCUGAUGACAACGUAUACGUAUGAUUCCAAGUUCUAAAAAGCAGCAAUCUCUAGCCCUCCUUUGGCAGCAGCAGCUGAGCAACUGAGAACAGGGGUGUCAAACCUGCUGAACAGCUUGUAGGACGAGACAAGCGAGAUCCCGAUAAAGAAGAGAACAACGAUGAAUGUCAGAACCAAGGAAGCCAUGGCCUUGUGGCAGAACCCACCAAACGAGCCGCAAGCUGCGCUCCAUGUGAUGUCUAGGUCUCCCUUGUAAGCAAGGUAGAGCACCUCGGCCGAGACAGAGGCAGCCGCGAGGAUCAAGUAAGUGAACACUUGGUCCAGGAAGAAGAAGGUCCAGGCGGAUCCGGCCGUGGUGGCUGGGCGACGCGGCAUUGCCACCACGACGGCGGAGAGCAGGGCGUAGCCUGCACAUAUGCCGUUGGCGUGUACCAAGUACCUGCAUGCAGCGAGAUCAGAGUAUGAGAGGGAGCCGAAAUCGUUCGUCUGGGAGUUCUUGAGCAUCACGACCAGAGCUGACACGCACAAUCCGACCGGCACCAGCCGGAGUAUGCUCUCCGCCGUCCGCAUGCUGCCGGCGGCCUGAUCCUGCAGCUCUUCCCGGUUGGCGGCGGCGGAAGAGGAGUUCAUGCCCAUCAUCGUUCCACUUACUUUGCUCUUCUCCAUUGUUUGGUUUGCACUCUGAAGUACUCUUUCUCUACUAACUUCGGAGGCCAGGCUCUCUCUCUCUCUCUCUCCCUCUGUCUCUCAAAGUGUUUGAAGUUAUUAUGAGUGAACAGGGAGACACAGGUGAUCGAGGACAAGGGGGAAGUGAAAGUGAAACCCUGAUCUUAUAUUAACGGGGAAAGAGUGAUGAUAAGAAAGAAACAAAUGGGGCAGUUGUAAUGUUAUAAAUGAGCUGAGGGGAAAGGGGGGGCUUUUAAUUUGAGAUGAUGGUGGGUUGGUGAUGGUGAGGGUGCAUUAAAUGUAUUUUGAUAAGUUAUGCGUUUGUUUGCCCAAAUAUGUGUUUGU